AUGUUAGCCCAAUUUGUGACUGCUGCUAAGGGCCUAUUCACGCGACAUCACGAAGAACACCCCGACCCAGAUACUGUUAAUCCUACCAACAUCGAAAUGGUGACAUCUACCCGACGUGGAGAGGUUGCGCCCAAUAUGUCUGCAAAUGGAAAGCGCAAGACCCGGCCUGCAAGCGCUGGAAAGCCCGAUGGUCAGGAAACCAAGCGCCAAAGAAGCAAGCCUCAGACUACGAACAAAUCUGCAGAUAUCUCGUCCGACUCGGAGAAGCCGUCCGAUGUGAAUGCGGCGAGUGCACCUGCGGGAAACAAGAUUCGAUUUGGUAGCGAGGAGCCUGAACCGAUCGAUACACAACCAGAAGAGAUCCCGGAAGCUUCGAUGGAAGAUGAAGAAGAUGAGGACAGCGACGAUGAUGCGCCAGAGACCAUCAACAACUCUGCCCAACUAUCGAAAAUGAAGGAACAGGCAAAGAAGCAAGAAGCAGCGAGACAAUUAGAGGAACAGCUGAAGAAAGAGAAGCGACGGAAACUUGACGAGCGUCGCAAGUUGCAGGCCAAGGCCAAGGAAGCCCAAGUUGACGACAUGAUGUCCGAAAGCACAACUACACUCCAAGGCGAAACCACUCAGGAUGCGCGACGUGCCGCUCUCCCCGCUCUGCUUCCCGACGAUAUUCUGAACGCUGAGCCCGUUAUUCGCCCACCCACACCCCCACUUGAAGAUCUCUUCGCCCUACCCAAAAAGUCAAAUAAGCUACGAUUCCUGGACAAGACAGACAAAAUCCCCAAGGAUGUCAAUAUGGGAGAUGUUUCCAUUCGCGUACUUGAUGCACCAUCCUCGCGAAAGACCUCCAAGCCUGCGUUACCCCCACGGGUGUCCAAGGUCGGACGUAACGUCAAGAGUAGCCUUCUCCAGAAGACCCGUACUACAGCGCGGGGCAACGGGCUCCAGAAGAAAGCAAGUGGCCCCGGAGGAUUUGUUCGUCGUUGA
Molecule: messenger RNA, 984 nt
Organism: Penicillium brevicompactum
Lineage: Eukaryota; Fungi; Ascomycota; Eurotiomycetes; Eurotiales; Aspergillaceae
Exons: 2
Coding region: 1-984 (327 amino acids)
Biological process (GO): rRNA processing
Molecular function (GO): snoRNA binding
Source: RefSeq, a predicted model, not a curated record